Messenger RNA from Symbiodinium natans, 2463 nucleotides. The record is from the annotation of a GenBank genome assembly. NCBI's taxonomy places the organism in Eukaryota, Dinophyceae, Suessiales, Symbiodiniaceae.
AUGUUGCAAGCACUGGGCCAUUCGCUGGUCAAGGAUGACAAGGACCAGGAUCUCGCUGCGAUCGCUUCGGUUUUCGAGCUGCCGGAGAAGGCCGGCAUCGUGAUUGCCUGGCUUUCGGAGGAUGGCCUUUUCUUGGUGUUCGACAUACUGGCGGAGUCAAAGGAGGAUUGCCGCAGACUGCGCCUGGAAAUUGCCGAAUCAGAUGGCUGUGCUGCAACAUGCCUGGCAUGGAUACCGGAUCUUGGUGCUGGUGGAAAUCCCCUGCUUUGUGUGGGAUUUGCGCAUGGUGGCGUGAGCUUCUUUUCCCACGACGGUGUCGUGCUGUUCUCAUUCCUGGUAUCUUCCACUCCGGUCAUUCGCGUUCGACAUUGUAAUUCGCAGCUCUCACAGGAGACGAAGAUGCCGGACUCUAGUUUAAUGCUCCUCCACGAUCAUGGCCUGGUGGUCGUGAUAGAGACGGAGAGCAUCCCGAAGGUGGCAGCUGCGCAGCUGCAUGAGGAUUGGGAGGACCAUCCCCUUGAAGCUUUGCGAUUUUCUGUCUUUGACCUCCGUGGCCGUGCUGGCAUAGUCGAUGCUGUUCUCCUGCCUGGUGCAAGAUCUCUGGAGGACCCGUUCGCGAUCAAGCGGCCUCACGAAGUAAUGAGCGGAAUGAGCGUGGUUGCCCUUGGUUCGCAGCCGUUUCUGUCCCUGCACAGCUUGCGUCACCCAGCAAAGAGCUCAGGUCCAGGCAGGUCACUGCUGGGAACCGCUGCCUCCGCUCUGGGAAACUACGCAAGGUCGUGGGUGGCCUCACGCAACACUGCCAACGGCUAUUAUCAGCGUGAUCAUGAAGGAGGGCCAGUCAAGAUAGCGGGCUUUGCACAAGCUCGUGAAAUCCAAGUAUCACCUUGGUUGAGCACGGAAUUGCCCGUCGCAGCAAAAUUUAUCGAUGCUUCGCGACAAGGCGAGGUCUUGAUGCCAGCGCCCUACAGCUCAAGUGAUGCAACGAGACUGGCUGCAACCUGCGAUGCGUACGGCCGUGUGGCGUUGUUCUGCUUGGAGUCUCUUCGAUGCCUUCAAUUGUGGAAAGGCUACCGAGAUGCCCAAGUUUCAUGGCUGUCCACAGCAGGCCUUGAGAAGGCAAAGGUAGGUGCAGGGGAGGGACGCUUUGAAGACAAGGACUGUGGAAGACCAGACCUGCCUUGUCUGGUGAUCUAUGCGCCACGCCGUGGGCUUCUGGAGUUAUGGCAUCUGUGGUCGUCGAAGGGUCCUAAACGCCUCGCUGCUAGCUGCGUUGGCUCGGACUGCUUGCUGCUUUCGCAGGGUGGUCGUGCAUACUUAUGGCACGGCGGCAAGCUGGACCGAGUUGUUCGGCCGGUUGUGGGAGCCGGAACGUCCCCUGCAAGCUGCGUCGAUCCGGACAGCGACGCGUUUGAUUCUGCCGAUUCCGAGCUCAACCGGACAAUGCAGCAGAAGGAGAUGUCGGAGAAGGUCCUGCGGAAUACGAAUCACGAGAAGAGGCAGCUGCAGGAGCAGUUGAUGGAAACAAUCUCUGGUUUUACGGAGGUCAUCGAAGGUCUUCAAGAUCAGUGCGAUGGUGCGACUAACGUCCCAUCAGCUGAUCGGCUGCAGGACCAGCUGAAGGAGAUCUGUGCUUCAAACAGGGCGCAGCAGGCGGAGGUGGAGUCCCUGAGGAUGCACUUGCAGAAGCUCAGCGAGUGCAAGAAGGCUGCUGAAGCUCGAGUGCGGAAUGGAGCAGGUGCUGGCCCAGAAGCACAGGUGCAUCAACUGAAGGACGAAAGAGACAUGCUCAAGGCCCGUUUAGAAGAGUUGAGCUCCAACACCACCACCGUCCAGCAUGACCAGCAAGAGCAGGUUCACACACAGGAACUGAAGCGGCUACGGCAGGACGUUGAAUCCUUGCACAAUGAGAAGGAACAGCUUCGUCGACAGCUGCAGGAGCAGGACAAGGAAAGACAGGAGCUGCAGGAUAAUUUUCUGUACGUGAAGACGCAGCUCGACAAGGUUCAGAUGAAGCAGGCUGAAGCUGCUCAGAAUGGGUCGCUGGAUGGACAAAAGGAACUUGAGCGGCACAGGCACACACUGCAGAGCAUUUCUGAAGAAAGGAACAGACUUGCAGCUCGCAUGGACAGUGCCCUCAAUGUUGCGGAGAAGGAGAAGGCCUAUCAUGAGCAAUCAGUCGAGCGCGUGACGACCGCAAAUGCCAGGCUGAUGGAGGAGCGAGACCGAAUUGCGAAGGAAGUUGAACGCCUUUCAUCUUUGUACGCCCAGUCUGUCGCCCAGCUUCAAGCCAGUUUGGCUGAUGCCCAGUCCGGCAAGUUCGAAUCCGCGACUGGCCAGACUGACCCUGCUGAAGUGGCACUAUUGAGGUCUGAGGUGGAGGACUUGGAUGCAACACUGCGGGACAGGGAAGAGGAAAAUGAUGCUUUGAAGACACGCAUUCGAAAGCUUGCGGUGUCGUGA